Messenger RNA from Ceratotherium simum simum (southern white rhinoceros), 1619 nucleotides. RefSeq names its product gap junction protein beta 2 (gene GJB2). Gene Ontology annotation, molecular function: gap junction channel activity. NCBI's taxonomy places the organism in Eukaryota, Metazoa, Chordata, Mammalia, Perissodactyla, Rhinocerotidae. Gene Ontology annotation, biological process: gap junction-mediated intercellular transport; cell-cell signaling. Gene Ontology annotation, cellular component: connexin complex. The record is from RefSeq and is a predicted model, not a curated record.
CUCGCCGCCCGCCGACCCCGGCCCCGCCGCGCGCUCCCUCCGACGCAGUGCACACCGCCCAGAGGAGAAGAUGGAUUGGAGCACAUUGCAGACUAUUCUGGGGGGUGUCAAUAAACACUCCACCAGUAUUGGAAAAAUCUGGCUCACCGUCCUUUUCAUUUUCCGAAUCAUGAUCCUUGUUGUAGCUGCAAAGGAGGUGUGGGGAGAUGAGCAAGCUGAUUUUGUCUGCAACACUCUACAGCCAGGGUGCAAAAAUGUGUGCUAUGAUCACUAUUUCCCUGUCUCUCACAUCCGACUCUGGGCUCUUCAGCUGAUCUUCGUGUCCACACCAGCUCUCUUGGUGGCCAUGCAUGUUGCCUACCAGAGACACGAAAAGAAAAGGAAGUUCAUUAAGGGAGAGAUAAAGAGUGAAUUUAAAGAUAUUGAAGAGAUCAAAAGCCAGAAGGUCCGUAUCGAAGGGUCGCUGUGGUGGACCUACACCAGCAGCAUCUUCUUCCGAGUCAUCUUUGAAGCUGUCUUCAUGUAUGUCUUCUAUGUCAUGUAUGAUGGGUUCUCCAUGCAGCGUUUGGUGAAAUGUAACGCCUGGCCUUGUCCCAAUACAGUGGACUGCUUUGUUUCCAGGCCCACGGAAAAGACUGUCUUUACGGUUUUCAUGAUAGCAGUGUCUGGAAUUUGCAUCCUGCUAAAUGUCACUGAAUUGUGUUAUUUGCUAAUUAGAUAUUGUUCUGGAAAGUCAAAAAAACCCGUUUAACACAUUACCCCCUAUUAGAUAAAAGAUAACAUGAAAAGGAUGAGGCAAUCUGUGCUUAGCUGUCAAGGCACAGUCACCAGCAUUUCUUAUAAAGGUUCUUAUCUUAAAUGCAACCAUUUGAAACUCCUGUAGAUCUCACAUGAAACUCCACACGCCUCUGAUAAAGCUCUACUCUCCUAAAGCUUCAAAACAGAGGCUUAAAUCUAUGCCUGUACUGAUUUUUACUAAAAUUAGUUUCGAUGAAAUCCCCUGCUGCUAGGGGUUAUUUGUGUUAGGUACUUUCAUAUUUUAAACAAAGGAUAUCGGCAUUUGUUUCUCUUCCUUGGAGGAAAGGGGAGAAACACCAGGUCCCAAAGAAGACGCUGGGAAGGUCUGAUUGCUCCUCUUCGAGUUCCCUUUGCCAUUUCCCCAAAUUAAGGGUAAACAUAGAGAAUCUUUGUUCUUUUAUUUGCUUUGGAAGUUUUAGUCUCUGACGAUGGACAAGGUUACCUAAUGCUUCAAAUGCUGUUAUACUAGGUGAAAACUUUAAAAUAAGACAUGAGCUUUUGAUCUACAAGAUAUUCUGAAAACUGUUAUAUGUUCUUCCUAUUUCGAAGGCUCAGAUUGUGGUUUGUAAAUGGUGUGUAAUUAGGUACUAUCAUUUAAUUUAAAAUAUUUAGUUAUGCAUAAUUCGCAGUGCCACUGUGAGGCUGUCCACUAUACUAACUGUGGAAUGUAGUACAUGGAAAGAUUUCAGCCUCUCUCAAGGGGAACAAACUAGAAGUUCUUAGUGAUGGCUUGUGAUAGCAAAUGGCCUCAUUUUAAAAAUUGAGGUGUAGUUUUGCAUAAGAAAUAUAGACUGGAUGUAACACCAACUACUACACAAUUA